GAUAUAACUAGCUAUAAGUAAGAUGAUGAGUGUUAAGGUUGAGGGAAUAAGCUUGUUUUCUAUUGCUUUCUUAAUUCUUGCUUCAGUAUCAAUGGCUAACCCAUUGCAGGUUGGUUUUUAUCGGCACACAUGCCCAUCGGCGGAGUCCAUCGUAAGGCAGACCGUGAGCGAUGCAGUAGCCAAGGAUCCAGGGCUGCUUCCGGCAAUCAUUAGGAUGCAUUUUCAUGACUGCUUUGUUAGGGGAUGUGACGCUUCCAUCCUCCUAGACUCAACCCCGGACAACAGAGCCGAGAAAGAAUCACCGGUCAACAACCCUAGCCUCCGUGGCUACGACCUCAUCGAUGCCGCCAAGACCUCCAUCGAAUCCGCCUGCCCCCACACCGUCUCCUGCGCUGACAUCAUCGCCUUCGCAGCCCGCGACUGUGUCGACAUGUCCUCCUCCGGAAAAAUCACCUAUUCUGUCCCUGCUGGUCGCCGUGAUGGCCGUGACUCCGUCGAGGCCGAGGUCAUCCAAAACCUCCCUCCACCAACGUCCAACGAUGAGCAACUCAUAUCCAACUUCGCCAGCAAGGGCCUGACUCUCGACGAGAUGAUCACUCUCUAUGGGGCUCAUUCGACCGGGGUCGCCCACUGCUCGACUUUUGCGGCCGACAGGCUGUAUAACUCCACCUACCCGUCGAAUAUUGAUCCGGCGUUUGCUGAACAGUUGAAGGGUCAGUGUCCGAGGGGCGAUAAUGCCGGUGAUCCAACGGUUGUUCUUGAUAUUCAGACGCCGGAAAAGUUGGAUAAUGAAUACUAUUUGAAUUUGGUGAAGAAGAGGGGAGUGCUGGGGUCGGACCAGACUCUGUGGACUAGUCGGUCGACUGCUGGGUUUGUGGCGAGGAACGCGAAGGAUGCGGAGGGAUGGGGGGCUAAGUUUGCAACGGCGAUGGUGAGGAUGGGAGGUAUUGAGGUGAUGACUGGGGAGCAAGGGGAGGUUAGGGUGAGGUGCAGGGUUAUCAAUUAA
Messenger RNA from Asparagus officinalis (garden asparagus), 1006 nucleotides. RefSeq names its product peroxidase 5-like. NCBI's taxonomy places the organism in Eukaryota, Viridiplantae, Streptophyta, Magnoliopsida, Asparagales, Asparagaceae. The record is from RefSeq and is a predicted model, not a curated record. The transcript has 2 exons. Gene Ontology annotation, biological process: hydrogen peroxide catabolic process; response to oxidative stress. Gene Ontology annotation, cellular component: plant-type cell wall; plasmodesma. Bases 23 to 1006 code for a protein of 327 amino acids. Gene Ontology annotation, molecular function: heme binding; peroxidase activity.